AUGUUCGGCGGUCCUCACGAUCAGCAACUCUCCGAGAAGGACAUCCGCGACGGAGAGGCGAAAGCCACGGUAGAAGUGCAGAUCUUCGCAGUCGCAUGCGCUGCGUUAUGGUUCUCACCACAUGUUGUCGAAUGGGCCCGAAAACUCUUCUGA
This is a messenger RNA of Exophiala viscosa, 153 nucleotides long. RefSeq lists its product as uncharacterized. The coding region runs from base 1 to 153 and encodes 50 amino acids. NCBI's taxonomy places the organism in Eukaryota, Fungi, Ascomycota, Eurotiomycetes, Chaetothyriales, Herpotrichiellaceae. The record is from RefSeq and is a predicted model, not a curated record. The transcript has 3 exons.